Messenger RNA from Mus pahari (shrew mouse), 2020 nucleotides. RefSeq names its product F-box protein 27 (gene Fbxo27). The record is from RefSeq and is a predicted model, not a curated record. Lineage: Eukaryota; Metazoa; Chordata; Mammalia; Rodentia; Muridae. The coding region runs from base 116 to 958 and encodes 280 amino acids. The transcript is spliced from 6 exons. Gene Ontology annotation, cellular component: cytoplasm; SCF ubiquitin ligase complex. Gene Ontology annotation, molecular function: ubiquitin protein ligase activity; protein binding. Gene Ontology annotation, biological process: SCF-dependent proteasomal ubiquitin-dependent protein catabolic process; glycoprotein catabolic process.
CCACUGCGGAUUUAAAGUCACUCCAAGUGUUGGAUUGUUGCGGAACCGCUAGGACUGUGUCAGAGCCCUGGCCUAAUCUGUGUCCUCAGUCCCAGCCAAGCGGGGCGCGAGGACCAUGGGUGCCUGGACAUCCAGGACCCGGGUCCCGACGCCGGAGCCCGACCCCCAGGAGGCCCUGGACUUGAGCCGUCUGCCCCCGGAGCUGCUCCUGCUGGUACUGAGCCACGUGCCCCCGCGCACGCUGCUGAUGCACUGCCGCCGAGUGUGCCGUGCCUGGCGCGCCCUGGUGGAUGGCCAGGCCCUAUGGCUGCUGUUGCUGGCCCGGGACCACAGCGCAGCGGGCCGCGCCCUGCUGACGCUAGCCCGCCGCUGCCUGCCCCCUGCCCGCGAAGACACGCCCUGCCCCCUGGGCCAAUUCUGCGCACUGAGACCGCUUGGACGCAACCUCAUCAGCAACCCCUGUGGCCAAGAAGGGCUGCGCAAAUGGAUGGUGCGGCACGGUGGGGAUGGAUGGGUGGUGGAGAAGAACAGGAAACCUGUACCUGGGGCCCCAUCACAGACCUGCUUCGUGACUUCCUUCAGCUGGUGUCGCAAGAAGCAGGUGGUGGACCUGGUGGAGAAGGGUCUGUGGCCAGAGCUGCUGGACAGUGGUGGUGUGGAGAUUGCUGUCUCAGACUGGUGGGGAGCUCGACACGACAGUGGCUGUAAGUACCGUCUCUUUGUCACACUUCUUGAUGCUCACCAGAACGUCAUAGAUAAGUUCUCCGCUGUGCCAGACCCCAUUGAACAGUGGAACAAUGAUGUCUACCUGCAGGUCACCCACGUGUUCUCCGGCAUCAGGAGGGGCGUACGUUUCAUCUCUUUUGAACACUGGGGCCAGGACACACAGUUCUGGGCUGGCCACUAUGGGGCCAGAGUGACAAACUCGAGUGUGAUCAUAAGAGUCUGUCAGUCCUAGUCAAAAGGCCACCAUUUUGGCAAGACAAUCUGACUGUGCCUUCCUGGAGCUGUCAGCUGGAAUCCCUCAUGAGUCAAAAACUUUACCUCCCUGGCACAUGGAAUUCUGGGAUACAGUGAAGGGUCCUCCUUGGUCUUGUUUUCAGAGUCUGUAACACUGAAGCCCUCUCUCAGAUCUACCUAUUGCUGCUGCUUUACAGCAUGAGUGCCUGGGUGCAUGGAUGCGUGGGUGCCCAGAUGCAUGGAUGCCUGGGUGCCCUGAUGCGUGGAUGCCUGGAUGCAUGGGGUGCCCUGAUACAUGGGUGCAUGGGUGCCUGGGUGUCCAGAUGCAUGGAUGCAUGGGUGCCCUGAUGCAUGGGUGCAUGGAUGCCUGGGUGCCCUGAUGCAUGGAUGCAUGCUGGUCUCAGGUCACAAGCUGCCUCUAUUUCAGUUCACUCACCCUCUUUGCCCUGUCCCCAGUAUUCAUCCCCCACCCUUUUUUGAGACAGGGCAUCCCAGCUGGCAACAACCCUCCUGCCUUUGACACUUAUGUGCUGGGACUAUAAGCACACACCAGUACCACUCAGUCUUGUGCAGUGCUGGGGAUGAGCCCAGGGUUUCAUGCAUGCCAGGCAAACAUUCUACUAUCUGAGCAACAUCCCCAGUGUCCCCUCUGGUCACGUCCUGUUUCUGCCUCAGGGAUUUUCUCUGUCCCUUCACUGAGGCCCUCUACUUAGGGCUGAACAUAGGAUUUAUGGCUAGCAGAAUUCCAGCUCCCUUGGGUAAGGAACCAAAGCUCUAUUGGCUAUAGCCAGCCUCCUCAUUAAAGAGUGUCUUAGGGUAUAUCUGCCCACAGAUUUUUCUCCAGACAGUUAGGAAGUGCCUAGAGUCCAGGCCCCGAUCAUCAAAGAUGUCUAUAUUGUAUAAUAUUUAAAGUUAUUUUUAAUUUUCUCAAACAGUGAGAGAAUAUCUAUCUGGCAAUAUCUAUCUGCCAAUUUCACUGUAAUAAAUUGAUUAUUUUGCCUAAACUGGUUCAUAUCUUUUUCUUUGUUUUGGUCUUUUUUUAAUGCUUUAUGUGAUUGUU